Molecule: messenger RNA, 3480 nt
Organism: Euleptes europaea (tarantolino)
Lineage: Eukaryota; Metazoa; Chordata; Lepidosauria; Squamata; Sphaerodactylidae
Gene: MAN2A2
Product: mannosidase alpha class 2A member 2
Exons: 22
Coding region: 7-3480 (1157 amino acids)
Biological process (GO): mannose metabolic process; N-glycan processing; protein deglycosylation
Cellular component (GO): Golgi membrane
Molecular function (GO): carbohydrate binding; alpha-mannosidase activity
Source: RefSeq, a predicted model, not a curated record
GGGGGGAUGAAGCUGAAGAAGCAGGUGACGGUGUGCGGGGCGGCCAUCUUCUGCGUGGCCGUCUUCUCCCUCUACCUGAUGCUGGACCGCGUCCAGCACGACCCCGCCCGCCCCCACGGCGGCGGCGGCGGCGGCGGCGGCCACUUCCCGCGGAGCCAGAUUUCGGUGCUGCAGAGCCGCAUCGAGCAGCUGGAGCAGCUGCUGGAGGAGAACCACGCCAUCAUCGCGCACAUCAAGGACUCGGUGCUGGAGCUGACGGCCCACCCCCACGGGCCGCCCGCCCGCCUGCCCUUCCGCGCGCCCAACGGCUCCUGGCUCCUGCCCCCCGAGCCCCGCGCCACCUUCUUCGCCGUCGCCGCCCGCGACUGCCGCCGCCUCGCCCGCGGGGCCGGCGGCCCCCAGGCGGACCUGCAGAUGCUGGCCGUGUCGGCGUUGCUGCCCUACGACAACCAGGACGGCGGGGUGUGGAAGCAGGGCUUCGAGAUCACCUACCAGCCCGACGAAUGGGACGCGGAGCCGCUGCAGGUCUUUGUGGUGCCGCAUUCCCACAAUGACCCAGGCUGGAUCAAGACCUUUGACAAGUAUUACUUCGACCAGACGCAGCACAUCCUGAACAGCAUGGUGGUGAAGCUGCAAGAGGACCCACGGCGGCGCUUCAUCUGGUCUGAAAUCUCCUUCUUCUCCAAGUGGUGGGACAACAUCAGUGCCCAGAAACGGGCUGCUGUCCGCAGACUGGUCGGCAGCGGGCAGCUGGAGAUGGCGACUGGAGGCUGGGUAAUGCCCGAUGAAGCCAAUUCCCACUAUUUUGCCAUGAUUGACCAGCUCAUUGAGGGGCACCAGUGGCUGGAGAAGAACAUUGGGGUGAUGCCACGUUCCGGAUGGGCAGUGGAUCCCUUUGGGCAUAGCUCCACGAUGCCGUAUCUGCUGCGCCGUGCCAACCUGACCAGCAUGCUCAUCCAGCGAGUCCACUACUCCGUCAAGAAACACUUGGCAGCCGCCCAGAACCUGGAGUUCAUGUGGAGGCAGAGCUGGGACACUGACUCCAGCACAGACAUCCUCUGCCACAUGAUGCCCUUCUACAGUUACGAUGUGCCCCACACGUGUGGCCCUGACCCCAAGAUCUGCUGCCAGUUUGACUUCAAGCGCCUGCCAGGGGGGCGCAUCAACUGCCCCUGGAAAGUGCCACCCAAAGCCAUCACCAGUGCCAAUGUGGCUGAGAGGGCUCUGCUCCUUCUUGACCAGUACCGGAAGAAGUCCAAACUCUACCGCAGUAAAGUGUUGCUGGUGCCUCUGGGGGACGACUUCCGCUACGACAAGCCCCAGGAGUGGGAUGCCCAGUUCCUGAACUACCAGCGCCUCUUUGACUACCUCGGUGCCCACCCUGACCUCCACGUGCAGGCGCAGUUUGGGACCCUCUCGGACUACUUCGAUGCCCUUUACAAGCGGGUGGGUGUUGUGCCAGGCAUGCGCCCCCCCGGCUUCCCAGUGCUCAGUGGUGAUUUUUUCUCCUAUGCGGACCGAGAGGAUCAUUACUGGACAGGGUACUACACGUCCAGGCCCUUUUACAAGCGCAUGGGUCGCGUCUUGGAGGCCCACCUCCGGAGUGCUGAGAUCUUGUACAGCCUAGCCGUGAGCCAUGCCCGCCAUGCGGGCAUGGACAGCAAGUACCCGCUGGCAGACUACGCCAUGCUCACCGAUGCGCGGCGCAACCUGGGCCUCUUCCAGCAUCACGAUGCUAUCACUGGCACAGCUAAGGAGGCGGUGGUUGUGGACUACGGUGUCAGGCUGCUCCACUCCCUCACGAACCUCAAACGGGUGGUCAUCAACGCCGCGCACUUCCUGGUCCUGGGGGAUAAGGAGGCCUACCACUACGACCCGGCAGGGCCCUUCCUUGGCCCCGACGAGACACGCCUCAAUCAGGACUCUUUGCCGGAGAAAACGGUCAUCAAGUUAGAUACAGCGCCCAGGUUUGUGAUUGUGUGGAACCCCCUGGAGCAGGAGCGGCUGAGCAUUGUGUCCCUCCUGGUCAACACGCCCCGCAUCCGUGUCGCCAGUGAAGAGGGGCAUCCUCUGGCAGUGCAGCUCAGCGCCUGGUGGAGUUCUGCCACAGACAUGGUCCCGGAGGUCUACCAGGCAUCCGUGAUGAUCCGGCUGCAGCCCCUGGGUCUUACCGUCCUGCAAGUGAGCAAGUCUUUUGACAGCCACAACACUCUCAGGUCCUCCGUGCGCCUCUUCCUGCACGGCCGUGACCUUCCUGUGCGCAAGCACGAGGCCUUUCCGGUGCGCAUCCUCCCCGCUGCCACGGACGACUUCUGUCUUGAGAACCAGCAGAUGCGGGCGUGCUUUGUGGGGCCCAGCGGGAUGCUCAAAAGCGUCCGUCAUGCUGGCGAGGACCAAGAGCGGCGGCUGCAAAGCCAGUUCCUCAUCUACGGGACUCGAGGCACCAAGGACAAGAGCGGCGCCUACCUCUUCCUGCCAGACGGAGAAGCCAAGCCCUACACCCCCAAGGACCCCCCCGUAGUUCGGGUGACGGAGGGACCCUUCUUCUCAGAAGUAGCUGUCUAUUACCAGCACAUCCAGGAGGUGGUGCGGCUCUACAACGUGCCAGGGGUCGAUGGACUGUCCAUGGAGAUCUCCUGCCUGGUGGACAUCCGUGACCACGUCAACAAGGAGCUGGCGCUGCGUUUCAGCACAGACAUUGACAGCCAGGGCACUUUUUUCACGGACCUGAAUGGCUUCCAGAUUCAGCCCCGGCAGUACCUGAAAAAGCUACCGCUGCAGGCCAACUUCUAUCCCAUGCCAGUCAUGGCUUAUAUCGAGGACAAACAGAGCCGCCUGACCCUGCACACAGCUCAGGCCUUGGGUGUCUCCAGCCUCAGCAGUGGCCAGCUGGAGGUGAUUCUGGACCGACGCCUCAUGCAAGAUGACAAUCGAGGCCUUGGACAGGGCUUGAAGGAUAACAAACGGACCUGCCACCACUUCCGCCUCCUCCUGGAACGGCACAGCACUGCUGAGAAGGCACAGGACGGUCAGCCCGUGAGUUUCCCAUCUUUGCUCAGCCACAUGACUUCCAUGCACCUGAACACAGAGGUGCUGGUGCUGCCCGUCACCCAGGAGAAGCUGCCGCCUCCAGCCCUGCGGUCCUUCCAGCCCUUCUCGGCCACCAUGCCCUGCGACUUCCACCUUCUCAAUCUGCGCACGCUGCAAGGGGAGGAUGAUUCACUGCCCUCCACAGAGACGGCUCUGAUCCUGCACCGCAAGGGCUUUGAUUGCGGCCUGGAGGCCAGGAACCUAGGCUUCAACUGCACCACCACCCAGGGCACGCUGCCUCUUGGUGGCCUCUUCCAGGGCCUUGAGCUGGUGUCCAUGCAGCCCUCCUCUUUGACCUUGAUGUACCCGCUGGGCCCCGCUUCCUCUAACAGCACGGUCCUUCACCUGGACCCCAUGGAGAUUGCCACGGUUCGCCUUCGCCUCGGAUAA